Molecule: messenger RNA, 4073 nt
Organism: Trichoplusia ni (cabbage looper)
Lineage: Eukaryota; Metazoa; Arthropoda; Insecta; Lepidoptera; Noctuidae
Product: protein SCAI
Exons: 8
Coding region: 1010-4015 (1001 amino acids)
Biological process (GO): DNA-templated transcription
Cellular component (GO): nucleus
Molecular function (GO): transcription corepressor activity
Source: RefSeq, a predicted model, not a curated record
UUGUACUCCAACAGAAACACAAUCACCAUCUCCCAGGCGUAGUCGUUGCAAUAGCCUUCCGACUCCUUACGAUUCAACUUGCUCAAAAAUAGUUAGAAUCGUAAGGCUGUCCAAAUCGGAAGAUUCAAGAGACAGCCAUACGCACUGCCGGACAACGACAAAAAGAAUAAGGUCUCCAAAAGACUUUUUAAAAGAAAUUCAGCAUCAUCGACGUGAAGCUCUUAAAUUAACAUCCAACUUGAAGAAAGUAAAUGACAGCCCAACAACAACAGACGAAAUAACAAAGCCAGUAAAAAAGCCAAUCCACGACAUUACCAGCAGCCUGCCAGCCAGCCGAGACCAAAAGGUGACAGCCUUAGUUCAUGUAUCCGAUACUCGUGCCACCCCUCGUGCAGAGGUUACAACUUCUAUCGCAAUUAAAGAACACAAAACAAGAACUUCUAGAAGUCAUAAAGAAACUAAAAGCAAAGACAAGAGAGAUCUGGACUAUUCCGACACUGAACCAAAGCGACCAGUCUUGAAACCAACACAAUCUCAAAAAAGAACAUCAAGAGUAGAUUUGACACAUAAAACUGAAGAUAAUGCAGGACGUAGACCCACAGUUCAAGAAGAACCAAAAGAAAAACAGCUCGCAGUAAGGGGAUUACCUAGCCGUGGAGUGCGAAGAAAACCAGUUGAAACGGUUACGUCAUGUCACGGACCACCGGAAGGCGUGGUAUCAACGAGAGCAAGUCGUCAAAGAGAUAGAACCCCAGCACAAAACGAACCAACACCCAGGGCUCCACCAGAAACACCUGUACCUCUAAAUGAGGAAUUAGGUAGAACCCAAGGUCAAAGGUCAGUUAGUGACAGAACCUUAUUACAGAGAAGAAACAUAGAAAAAUACGCAAAAGAAAAGAGUCCUUUGUUGACAGAAAUUUCGAAAGGUGUACCAGUGCGAGCUGAUCAGACCACCUCACCCGUGCAACCAAGAAAUCCCUCAAAAGCACCUUCAAUCCAAAGCUCUUCUAUGCCUUACAAUGCGUCGUCAGAGAGGCAUCAAGCGCAUAGAGAUCUUGACGAAGAUCUCUACACCAUGCGUGCAGUCUCUUUAAAUUCAGCGAUAUCUACUGACUUACAAUCAUCAAAAACCGGUGCCAUACGUAAAACUCCAAAAACUCAAGUUCCUAGUCGACGUGAUCUGCAGAGACAAAGAAGUCAUUCAGAAAACAGAGAUCUAGAGAGAUAUCCUCUGACACGAGUAACAGAACAUGGAGGUACAAGAGUUAGGAGGAAUUUAGAAAACUCGGAAGUCCGUAGAAAACAGAUAGGAGAAUAUUCAAAAUUUACGAGGGACGCACCUAAACCAGGUGAUUUAUUCUUCAAUUUCCUUCUACGUGUAACAACAAUAGUUGGCUCUAAAAUAAAAAAAUAUAAAUUAAAAAAGCAAAAGGUCUCUUGGACCAAAAUAUUGGAACACUUAAAAACUACAUCUGAGGAUGAGGGUCAUUUAAAAAAAUUGGAAAAUAAUAAGUUUUUAGCUUAUUAUUAUCCAGCAUAUUACGAUUAUUUGCCGCCGACGGUAAAAAUCGACCCUUUUCACGAAUUUCCGAACCUCAUAUAUAUAAACGACGCAUUUUUCGGUAAUGCCUGUCUGACGGAAAAUAAUAAUUCCGUUGGAUCUUUUCCUUAUCGCCUAAAACCAACAAUGAGCCAACCAUACUUUCAUCUCCCAGGUGUAACAACUGAAGCUCAAACUUUGUUCACGAAGUAUCAGGAAGUGGAAUCGCCAGAACUAGGCAAUGACAACGCCCGCAACAAACAAUCUCAGUCGCGAGAACACAGAGAAAGUCAAUUAGUACAAUUAAACAAACAGUUUGUUGCUUGCAAACUUGAAUCCAUUGAACCAUCACCAGACUUUGAUGAUCCAUCUCAUCGAUCGUUCAGACAACCGCCACAGGAGCAUACUCGUCGACGUAGUGUCGCUAGUGAGAGUCCACCGCCGACAGAAGAUCGUCGUGGAGCCAGCCUCAGUCCGCAGAGAAGAACAGUAUUAGACCCAGAGUGGCAGCUGCCGUGUAGCCCGCGCGACUCGCCGCCCUCCCCCGCGCCCCCCAGCGCCACCACCACUCCACCGCGACUGCUACCAGACUCGAGUCCCACCAGACCUGCUCCAGAAAGUAAUAUGAACGCUCUCGAUGAUCAUGAACGAAAGAUCAUCAUUGAAUUUUGUCAUCUCUUGGAGAAAUCAAAACAACUCUUUAAUGGUCUAAGGGAGCUUCCCCAAUAUGGCCACAAACAAUGGCACUCGUAUUUCGGCAGAACGUUCGAUGUGUAUACCAAGCUGUGGAAAUUCCAACAGCAGCAUCGAACUGUUCUCGAUAACAAAUACGGUUUAAAACGCUGGCAAAUCGGAGAAAUUGCCUCUAAAAUUGGACAGCUCUAUUAUCACUUUUACCUGAGAACGAGUGAAACAGCUUACCUUAACGAAGCAUACUCUUUUUACUAUGCUAUCAGAGGCAGGAGCUAUUACACUAAAGCAAGCAAGGAGGAUAAGUGCGAACUAAUGGUGAAAAAGUUGCGUUAUUACGCAAGAUUCAUCGUAGUUUGCUUGUUACUGAAAAAGCUAAAACUUGUCUCUGAGUUGAUAAGAGAGCUUGAUAAACAAAUCGUAGAAUAUGGGAAUGCUUAUGACCCAGAGGAUCAAGCUGAAUGGACGGUCGUUGUUAACGAAGUAAAGGCUUUUAUCAAAGCCGAGCCCGUGGUGUCUGUCGUACACCCCGACAACUAUUCAGUAAUACUGUCGCACCGUUUGAACGUCCAGUCGACGCCGCCGGUGGACCGCUUGUCCCACAUGGUGCUCUCUCUGCAAGAGGUCCUGAUCGUAGGCAGCAACUCAGCUCAAGUCAAGUUCUCCGAGCUCACCAUGGACAUGUUCCGGAUGAUGCAGACCCUCGAGCGGGAGCCGACUGGGGACAUCCAGCACAUGUUCGAAGAGUCGCCGCGCCAGCAGUUCCUCCCCGGAGCCCUUAACAACAAAGGAUAUAGCAUUGACUGCACCUUGAAGUACGGUGAUAACCCCCACAAGUACUUGCUGUUCAAGCCUUCGCCUAGCCAGAUAUUCGUAUACCUGGCCAGCGGGUGCAACGACCUGCCGCCCAACGGCGUGAUCCUGCUCUACAUCUCUGCCGACGGCCUCAUUGUGCCUCAAGACCGUAAUCGCCACCCAGAAGAAGGUAAGUCCAAAUAUACAACUCCCGCAGGUCCAACAUUGCUUAAAAGUAAUAAAAAAACAGCAGAAGAAACAAUUGUGUUUUGUUCUGCAGCUGCAGCCGGUGGAUUUGAGGUCGGCGGACUUAUCACAACAUCGAGGAGCGACAUUACCUAUAGGGAAACCAUCAAAGACGGCAAAUCCAUUCCGCCAAAGAUCAAAGAGCAGCAGGUCCUGCAUCCCGGAGACUUGUACGCCUUCACCCGGCGUCCGAUGUUCUUGAUUAUAGACUCGGACAACUCUUACAUUUUCCAAAACAUGCCGCGGCACUUCGGGCAGCCGCUGGUGAUCCUCAUGUCGCCGGUCGAACUACCUCCCUCGCUGCACAUGAUUGCGCAUGAGAAGCGGGCUGAGGGCAGCAUGUUCACGCUGUUCCUGCACAGCCCACUGUCGGCCAUCUGCUUCUGCUGCGACAUCCGCAACAUCUCGCUCGUGCAGUGGGAGCGGGCGCAGUCUUACAUCGACACCUUCUUGGCGGAAGCUUCUCAGAUCCUAACGAGGACACGCGCUGACUUGAUGUACGUAGCAUUUAUGGGCGACGACUUCCUUCGCCUGCUGAUCCUGCGCUUCAUACUCUGCGAGACGUUCAUGCGCAUGCACCGCGCCUUCCGCUCGCGCAACCAUCUCACGCGCAGCUCUCCUCCGAUACCGGACGACAUCUUCGAACACCCAGCUCUGACACACAUCAUUAUGGAUUUAGCUAUUCACUUGCAGGUAAAACUAUAUUUACAGGUAGAUACAACAGUUAAUGACAAAUCUACGUAGGGUAAAGGAUCAAGAUUGCUUGUGCGAACUACGCAUUGCAUAUUUUGCUGUUUGCGAU